UGCGCGCUCGUGUUUUGGAUGCAGGCCGAAAAGAUGGCGGACCGUUGUUUUCAAGAUCGCUCGCGUUCACGGUACGUCGGCGGAAUACGACGUGGAAGCACGGCACGACUUUGAGGGGAUCCCGAUUCGACUCGACAUGCCGGGCGCGCGGUAAUCCCGGUUGCGCGGUACAUCGCCGUUGUGUCAGUGACAAUCGCGCGUGCGAGUGUGCGACCCGUGCCCCGUGCGACCGCAUCGCGCAGCGCUCGCCGCAUCAUCUCUUAGACGGCGUCGUCGUCGUCGUCAUCGUGGUCGUGGUCGUGGUCGGGGGUUGUAGUGGUGUUGAUGGUGGUCGUUCCUGUUGUCCCGUGCGAGACGGUGUAAAUCACGCACAUAUCUCCGGAUUCCGAUAUAAUCUCAAUUACGUGCCGCCGGCGUGAGGACGCCGUCGAGUCGGCAAAAUGGUUCACGCGUUUCCUCGCGAGUUUUUCUAACCCCCUCCUCCGUUGCUGUUUACUGCUGCUCCGCAAGAGCGAGACGCGAUUUGGUUAGGUUGCUCUCGCGAGUCGAGGUUGCCCGCGCGAAUUCUAUGACACCGGAACGCCGCCGUCGCGCCUGCUUCCCGCGGCGGUCCACGUUGACGAUGUGACGCGCCGUCGGGGUCUGCGAUUUUCUUUCGCGUAAUCCCGUAAUGGAUAACGUGAUGGCGAACCUCGAUUUCGACGCGGAGCAGUUUGAGCGGAGGCUCUUCACGCUGAAGGACUCGCAGGAGUCCAUCCAGGGCCUUUCCGCGUGGUGUUUGGAUAGACGGCAACAUCACAAGAAAAUUGUUGCCACGUGGUUGCAAGUUUUAAAGAAAGUGAAAGUUGAACAUCGGCUCACGUUGUUCUAUUUGGCAAACGACGUUAUUCAGUACUCGAAGAGGAAGAAUUUCGAGUUUGUGGAGUCAUGGGGUACAUUUCUGCAACGCGCGACACCCAUGGUUCGCGACGAGAAAGUAAAACAUCGCAUAUUGAGGAUCUUCAAAAUUUGGGAUCAACGGCAAGUCUACGACGAAGAGUUCCUCGCCGAUCUAUCUGGCUUGAUUUCGGCAGCACCAAAAAAGAAAUUGGAUCCCCAGCCAUCCACACAGCCCGAAGAGUUUCAGGCGGCGUUACUCAUCUCCACGAUGAGGUCUUGCGCAACUCUGGAGCAAGCUACCGACGCUAGACUGCGCGAUCUUCGGGAGAGUAACAUAGAUAUAGAAUCUGCAGAGGAGUUACGUGCAUCACUAAAGGACAGGAGACGCAUGGAGGAUGCGGAAAAAGAGAUAGAUAUUGUCGCUAGGAACGUCGAGAAUUAUGUUAAAUCGUUAGAAGCAGAAAUUGGAGAAAGGAAACAAGUACUUGAGUUGUUGGAGCAAGCAGAUCAGUUUUAUGAGACUCAACGUGGAGAAGUUAAAAUAGUGACAAAUGCGUAUCGGAAUUUUGGCAGUCGUGUCAAAAAUUUAAAGAAAAAACUGGACGAAUUACUGCCUACAUUUGUCUCGCCUAUACCGUCGCCGGACAUAAAUGCACCUUCGCCAAGUCCUGACAGUGAUAUAGAGCUACCAGGAGAUGAGCCAGUGAACAAUCAGUCUGAAAUGCUCGAUGUAGCACCACCAUCUCUUUAUGGUUCUUAUUCUCACGAGUAUGAUCCUACACCUGUACCUGCGCCUGAUAUGGUGCAAGGCAAUGAAUCAACAGAUUUCACCAAUAAUUUCCCUUCCUUUAUAGGAGGAAAUGUAGACUUUGGUAACAUGAGAAACUUGUUUAAUGAAAACUCUGAGGCACCUGGAAUGCCUCAGCAGUACAAUGAGUCUUUAGAGGCAAAACCAAUAGAAGUAAUCAAUAUGAGACCUUCGAAAAAUGAUAAGAACAAUGCGGACUUCAAUGUGUCGAUUUUUCUGAAGACUGUUCUUCCAUCUUCCGAUGGAACGUCAGAUUCGGGGGGAAUUCCAGGUUUAGGCCUGGACGUUUCCGAAAAUCGAGUGGAAUCGCCGCAACGUCCCAACUAUAGACAUUCACCUUCGUUAGGACCAGUGACGCCGGUGAUCUCAAGAAUGAUAGGCAGUCAGGGCACACCAUCCCUCGGUGGAGGCAGUGGUUUAAACAAUUGCCAGAUGAGUCAUAGCACUCCGUUAUCGGUUCGCAAUCUGUCCGAAUCACACACUCCUUCUCCGUAUUCCAGUCAAAAUAGUCAAAGUAAUAUAACUGGUUCCUUUGAUGGUCCUUCCAAUGCCAACACAGUUGUUAAUCCUUUACCUCCCCCACCCUUACCGCCGCCUAUCUUUCUCGAUGAUGAGAAUUGUUACAACAAGUUGCCUCCGAAAUUUCCCACAUGGACGCCACCGAACGAGGGUAUUAAAGACGCGGCCAAAUGGGAGGAAAAAGCAAAUUUUGUUACAUGUACAGGCAAGAACAGCAUGAAUCCCACGUGGCCUGGCGAAAGUGACGAUAAAACCAAACCUUCGUGGAUGGAUGGCGAUGGAGAUAGAUGGGACUCCAAUAACGAUUCCACAUGGCCGGUCGGCGGCAGGACGAAAAAUGAUAUGCUAUCCGAGACUCCCGAAUCGCCGCCUAUGUAUGAGAAAGCUGGUUUCGCCGAACCAGUAGAAUACAACGAACCACAACCACAAGAAUCUCUAAAUACCACUGGAGAUGUGGAUCAUAGAGUGAUUCCAAUCCCAAUGACGCGUGAGAAUCAGCUACCGUAUCGUUUGAUGAAAGCGGCAGAUGUAGAUCAUCGUAAUUUGAUUAGCCUCACUGGUAGUCCGGCAAAUCACCACAAUGUUAGUGACCCCUCAGUGUCUUCUAUAUCCAACAACAACAAUCUAUGGUCUACAGGCGAUCAGGAUUAUCGGCGACACAUGCAACCUGGCGACAUUGUCGAGAGUGUUGACAUGGAAAUGUCAGAUGAUGAGACCGAUAGCAAGCCAAAAGGCGGCAGGGUUCUCGUCGAUCUCAGGUUGCAGGAUCGCGACAUGCGUGUUGGUGCACCGCCAUCGUCCCAUCACGACAUGGAUAUGCGUAUGAUUCCUCUUCCCGUCGAACAAAUGCCCGGUCCGCGCGAUAAUCAGCUCAUGCAAGAUAUACACUUGAUGCGUUCGGGACCACCUCCACCGCCACCUCUACCGCCAUUUCAGCACCAAACUCAAAGUGGUUUCCGGCAAGAGCAGCCGGAAUUUCUUCAUUGUAAACAGCCGAUAGAAUUUCAUCCAAAUCAACCAAAGUUUCAGCAGAAUAGACCACCCAACUUUCUUUCACGAAAUCAACAGGACUUUCAUUCAAAUCAACAAGAAUUUCGUCCGCUUCAUCAAUCACAGCAAGAUUUUGAAUAUUGUGACAGAGAACACAAUAUUCGUUCUAAGCAAGAUUUUUUGGCGGAAUCACCAGGACGUGGGAGAUACUCGCAAUUGACGGAUCAUCAGCAUCACGACAAUUCAUCUUUUCAUAGAAAUGAGUGGAACAAUCGCGGUGGUGGAAACCGUAGUUUUCCGAGAAACCGCCGUGAUAGAUAUUCGGAAGAUCACAAUGUACAAAAGCAACGGAAUAAUCUGAUGAACAGUCGCAAGUCGAGAUCGCAGGAUCAGCAGCAACAUCAUCAGUUACAACCACCUGACACCACUAUUAUCUUUGACGAGGAGGGUAUGCCGAUUGGUAUGCCUGAAUUUGAUCAGGAUAAUAACACGCUGACUAAUAAAGUGAACAUUCAAGCAGAACCGGAACACGAUUCCGAUAAUUGUCCGAGCUCUUCGAUAUCACGUGCACGACGGACUUCGCAUGAUAUGUCGAGUUCUCACGAUCCUAAAUGCAACCAGCAACAGCAGGAUUAUCAAUCCGAUCACGAGCAGCAGACUUCAUCUCUGGUUGAGUCGAAAGACCAGCCAUCGAUAAAUCAAAUGACGGUUAUUCCGAUAAGGGUGGAUAACGCCGGCGAUGAAUCGCAGCAAAAGCAGCACGUUCCUAUUUCAGAAUGUGAGGAGCACAUCGAAUUGACUGAGCAUUCUAAUCUCGCCGAGACGACAAAUGUGACUGACAAUGAGCCAAAUAAUCCAGGACAGAAUAUAAAUUCUUCGGAAAAGGAAUUAUUAAAUGAGUCAUUAAGUUCGACCACUUUAGGUAAAGAGCUGAAGAGAACGGCGAACGGCAAUUGCGAUGAGCAAAGUCACGAAGAAGGAAGCUCCAACAAAAAAAGACCUCUUUUGCAAAAUGGGCCGCAAAUGCUAAAUGAUGAUUUGUCUGGUCCGAACGGUCCCACACCGACAAUGGAAUCGCAUCCCGCUAUGUUAUAUGAAUACGAUGGUCCAAACUUUCGACCGCGCAUUGGCGCCCCUUUUCCGAUUUGGCGAGGCGGACCUCCUCCUCCUCCUCCUCCUCCUCUUCCUUCUAGAGGAGGCAGAGGAGGUUUCAGGGGUGGACCCCCUGUGGGACUACCGCGAGGUCCCUGGAUGGACAGGGGGCCACGCGGCCCUGCACCUGGCAACUUCUCGCCGAGAGGAUUGAAACGCGGAGGCAAAUUUUGGGGCGGCGGUGGUUUCAGAGGCCGGGGACGAGGCAGUAACUGGUAGAUAAAGCGAAAAAACUUUGAAAGACUCGACGACUGUUGUCGUAAUCCAAUCAGACACAUGCGAAGCAUUCUGCGUUUCGCUUUGUAAAUAAAUGAACCGACACACUUUGGCAUUCACGUGCUCGUGAAUUUAACAUAUACACAUACAUGCGUGCAUUUACACACCAGACACACACACACACACACACACACACACACACAGAAACUUAAGAUAUACAUAUAUAAAAAUAGGACAGAUUUGAUUAGUUUCGAACAGUGAUCUUCAGUAAUGGAGAUUCUUCUAUGCGAUUGAUUCGCCUUUAUAAAUAUAUAAAUAACAAACUAUACAUAUAGAUACAUAUACAUAUACAUAUACAUAUAUAGAUAUAUGCAUAUUUAGUACAUGUUCGUUAAAAUCUUAACGAGUGUUAUCGAAGCGGCUUGUGUUCGCAUACAUGUAUAUAUACACAAAUGUGCUAUUAUCGAGUUCAGUAAAUAAUGAUUAAGGGCAACGUAUAAUGAAUCUGAACGUGAUACGUCGCUCGUAAUCGUUGCGGUAAUGACCACAACAGUCGGUACUCCCAUAAUUUUAUGUUAGGAAGAUUUGUGUUGUUUAUGUAUGCGCAGAGAACGACUGUAACGAUAAAUUCGCUGUUUCGUAAAGGAAGACUGCCUUGAGGUCGACCAUCAGAAAUUGCAAAAAAUCACGAUAGUUAAUUGACAACAGUUAAUUGGUAAUAUUGGUCGAUUGGAACUGAGCGUAAUUUCAUUGAGUUUAAAUCUCUAUAUUGUAGAUUUACGAGAAUGAUCGUUAUGAGAUGAUUGGCAGAAAAUGAACUUUUCCUCUUCGAAAUUACGGCAGUUUCAAUUUUUGAUUAAUAAUAUGUGUUUUUGACCCGAUCGCUAUGAUCUAUAUUCCACGAGUCUUCUAUUAUUUCCUUUCCUCGUCCACUUUCAAAAUAACAACUGCAAUCACUUGUUUUCCCCCGCAUAAACUUUUAACCCAUCUGUUUUUGAUCGAGGUUCAUUAUAAGAGAAGAGAAAAAGGAAAAAUAAAAAAAACAGUCGUGUCAAUGAACAUUUUUAAGGUGUACUAAUAAAAUACAAUGUUUACGUUCUGGUCCGCUUCGUACAUUUUCCCUGUUAUUUUUCGUUUAUAUUCGUAGAUGAUAAAUGUUUUUUUUUUCAUAGUUAUUCAAGGAAAAAAAACGUCAAUAAUUAAUCCGUUAAUAAUCUCAAUCGAAAGCGACUUGUUUUGUGUUGCGAAAAUUAUAGAAUCAAAAAAUGUUUCGUUUUAACUAUCGGUUCGAGAUGUUCGAUAGGCUGACAAUUAUAAGAUGCUCUUGUAAAUGCUCUUAUAAUUAAUAUUUUUCUGAUUAUGAUCGAAAAGAAGAUUAUAAACCGAAUAAGACUUUAAUGCUGGAACGAUACGCUUGCUUUAUUAGCCUUUCGCAAAAUUCUUUAUUAUUUUAUAAUUGCUAUUCAAACAUCACAAAUUGUUAAUCGCGAAUUUCGAAUUCUUGUUUAAAAGUCCUUAGAAAAUGAAAUAAUUUUAAUUUUUAUUAGAUCCCUUCAAAAAGGAAUUAAUUUUAAUUUUUAUUAAGUUCUUCAAAAAUUAAUUUUUAUUAUAUCUGGUACGAACAGUACAUUUAUUCUCUACUCAAUUUUACAUUAUGUUAUAUAGUUGAUUUUAUAUUGUAUUAAAGGCAAGCGAAUCAUUAUGGCAUUUGAAUCUAGUGUAACAAGCGUAAAAAAACCAAAAUUUUUCUCUCUCUUUCUAUCACUUACUCUGUUUAAUAAAAUGGUAUCGAGGACCUCUCUUUCUCUCUCUCUCUCUCUCUCUCUCUCUCUCUCUCUCUCUCUCUCUUUUUCUCUCUUUCUCUCUCUCUCUCUUUAACUCUCACGUUUGAUCGACGAAACUGUUCUCUCGUUCUCGACGACGCCGUUUUACCGACGCACGCAGGCCAUCAUUCGUGACUCGUAAAUGUAUUGUUACGAUUAUUGAGAGAACGUAAAACGUACACAUAUAAAUCUAUACCAUUUCGAUAUUAUAUUUGACCUGUCGUAUUUCCUUCUUUCUUUUUUUUUUCUUUGUGAGGAUCGUGAUCUCAAUAUGCAUUGCAUUCUUCUCCUUUGAUUUCUUCCGCACGUGAUUGUAGAAAUCUGAGGAAAAGAUGCGAUUUAUUGAUCCGUUUUAUAGUUCGCUAUUUGUUUCGUUCCUUUUCAACAUCGUAGUAAUGGCGAUUAAAUUAAAUUAGUUCAUCGGUCAGUGAGCAAAAACGAAGACUAUAUUGUACUACAUCACGCGGGGUAGAUCGGUAGGGAGAAAGGGAAGGAGGGGGUGAAAAUGUGGAACACGCGCGUGGAAUGUGCGGCCGCAAUGUAAUUUUAUGAAUAGGAUAGCAAUAUUCAAAAUAUUUUCGGAAAUCUUGCGUCUUGUUCUUACAUAGCAUAUGUGUUGAGCAAUUGUAUGAAACUAAUAUUUUCGAAAGAUGUAGGAUAUAUCAGAAGAUAUAUUUACGAUAUAGGCUGUCUCGGAUAGGUGUAAAUUAGUAAUAAGAUUUUAUCCCCAUGAUAUAUGUACAGUUCACCAUUUUUUUCAUUUAUUAAAAAAAAUAAAGUCACACAAUUUUUCUUUCUUUUAAA
Monomorium pharaonis (pharaoh ant) is the source of this 7191-nucleotide messenger RNA. RefSeq lists its product as uncharacterized. The coding region runs from base 671 to 4567 and encodes 1298 amino acids. Gene Ontology annotation, molecular function: RNA polymerase II complex binding. The record is from RefSeq and is a predicted model, not a curated record. NCBI's taxonomy places the organism in Eukaryota, Metazoa, Arthropoda, Insecta, Hymenoptera, Formicidae. Gene Ontology annotation, biological process: mRNA 3'-end processing. The transcript is spliced from 8 exons. Gene Ontology annotation, cellular component: RNA polymerase II, holoenzyme.